ACUCGGUCCCAGCGGAGCGCGCGCCUCAGCUCUCCGCUGCGAAACUCGGCUGUGAAGUGUGGUCAUGUGACGGGCUAGCGAGCCCAGGCGAAGCACAGCCACACGGUUACAUGAGACCGAAUGCCAGCUUCAUUGAAAAAGCUCUGUUAUCGAGAGUAGAGACAGGAGGGACAGACGUUUUCAGUGUGCAGACACACAAAUAACAACACGCAGAAAGCUCUGGGGAACUCGGCGAAAGGGACAUUUUCACAGCCUCAAGAACCUCGGUAGAAGAAAGCAGAAGACACAUCGUUUUAAAAGAUAAAUCAAGCGCAGUGGACACAGCGGGACUAGAUUAUUCAUUCCGAUAACUUCUAUAAGGGCAACCGCCGUUUCAUAUUUUAGUUUUAUUUUUCCUUUCAUUUACUUUUUUCUUUAUUUUAUCACCUGUCCUCAGAAAAGCUUACAACCAGACGGAGUUGAAUUGCAGUGCAGUGCGUAAAGAAAUUGAACGCAACAGCAGGAGACAGAACAGCUCACCGCAUUUAACCUACCAGCAAAAUACAGUAUAUAUAUUUUUUUCCCAUCCUUGGUUCUGCUUGGAGCUGAUUUUUGUUAAUUUUUUGGAAUAUGGUUGGGGAAAUGGAAACGAAGGAGAAACCGAAGCCUACCCCAGACUAUCUCAUGCAGCUCAUGAAUGAUAAGAAACUGAUGAGCAGCCUACCCAACUUCUGCGGAAUUUUUAACCACCUCGAACGGCUGCUUGAUGAAGAGAUCAGCCGGGUACGGAAGGACAUGUACAACGACACGCUAAACGGCAGCACAGAGAAGCGGAGCAGUGAGCUCCCAGACGCAGUGGGCCCCAUGGUGCAGCUCCAGGAGAAACUAUUUGUGCCUGUGAAAGAGUACCCCGAUUUUAACUUUGUGGGCCGUAUCCUGGGACCACGGGGGCUGACAGCCAAGCAGCUGGAGGCAGAGACAGGAUGUAAAAUCAUGGUGCGUGGAAAAGGCUCCAUGAGGGACAAGAAGAAGGAAGAGCAGAACCGCGGCAAGCCCAACCUGGAGCACUCCCAACGAGACCUAAGCAGUGUCCUGAUCACGGUGGAGAACGCACAGGAGAUCAAGCUGAAGAGGGCCGUGGAGGAGGUCAACAAACUACUGGUGCCUGCGGCGGAGGGAGAGGACAGCCUGAAGAAGAUGCAGCUGAUGGAGCUGGCCAUCCUCAACGGCACCUACCGAGACGCCAACAUCAAGUCACCUGCCCUUGCCUUCUCUCUUGCAGCGAACGCCCAGGCGCCCCGCAUCAUCGCCGGCCCCGCCGCCAUGUCCCAGAACGCCCUGCGCACGUCCACCCCGGCCGGCCCCACCCUAAUGCCCCUGAUCCGACAGAUCCAGACCUGCAUGCCCAACGGCUCGCCCCACCCGGGCGUCAUGACCCAGGGUCCCGAGUCGGGCCUCAUAUACGCGUCGCCGUACGAUUACCCCUACACGCUGGCCCCUGCCACCUCCAUCCUGGAGUACCCCAUCGACUCCAGCGGGGUGUUAGGUGCAGUGACUACUAAGGUUCGAAGGCACGAGCUGCGGGUCCAUCCUUACCAAAGGAUAGUGACCGCAGACAGAGCCGCCACUGGCAACUAACCCCUGACCUUCUGACCUUCUGAAAUCUUCAACCAAUGACGACCUGGCCAUUGCCCGCAGAUCAGUUCUUUGGUAGAAGGGGAAAAAAGCAGCCUUGGCUUGUUACAGUCAGUCAAGGCACAGCUUCUCAUCACCUGACUAAUGGACACACUACAAUGGCUUGGCAGCCACCUCCUGCCUGCCCAGUCUGCUUAUUAGGGGGACAGAUACUGGCUCUAGACCUGCACUGAAUCAUUGUUAAGCAAUAAGGUCUGAUAUGCCCCCUCUUAUCCUCCCUGACCGAGUCCCCGCCAAGCAACCCCCAAACACACCACACUCUAAAACACCCUGGUAACACCCGGUUGGUCGCCUCCUGAAGAUCAAGAAGGAUGCAAACCUCCACUCCCCGACCGCCCAAAAUCACCGUACCCCCUGGUCCUGCCACAUCGCCCAGGUGACCUUCCCACUGUCAUGGUAACUGAGCUGACUAUGAAUGUAUAGCAGUGUGGUGAGUCCUGCCGAGUCUCUCUCUCUCUCUCU
Salvelinus sp. IW2-2015 is the source of this 2136-nucleotide messenger RNA. RefSeq names its product KH domain-containing RNA-binding protein QKI-like. Gene Ontology annotation, molecular function: mRNA binding. The record is from RefSeq and is a predicted model, not a curated record. Gene Ontology annotation, cellular component: nucleus. Gene Ontology annotation, biological process: regulation of mRNA splicing, via spliceosome. Lineage: Eukaryota; Metazoa; Chordata; Actinopteri; Salmoniformes; Salmonidae.